GAUACGGAGUUGGAAGUACACACCGUCACGGUGAUAAACAAAGGAUCCUUUCAGCAGAGAUUAUGCCGACAAAGAAAUCAAAGAUGAAGAGCUCAUCUACCAUGAUAAUUCUGAUCCUGCUUCUGUGUGCUAUCGCUGCACAGGGUAUUCCGAUAACAGAAAUUGAAGGACGUUGUCAAUGCAUCAAGUCUACUAAGAAAUUUAUUAAUCCAACUUACGUGCAGAGUGUGAAAUACAUUCCCAGAGGAUUUAACUGUGCGACACCGGAGAUAAUUGUAAAGCUGAAAAGUAGGAAAAAGAUCUGUGUGGAUCCCAAAGCCAAGUGGUUGAAGAUCAUCUUUAAAGGGAAAGGUGCCAGAUGACAGAACUACAAAGUCAUGGAUUGAACUCAUUCCACUUUUGGAUCACCCUAACAGUCACAAAUAAUUCAAUGAAAAAAGCUUUGGGCUGUGUGCUUUUGAGAUCUUGUUCUACCCUUUCCUCAUUUGCUUUUAAUGCUUCAACCUAUCAAGGCGUGAUGCUGAUACUAAAACAAAGCUUGCUUCAAGCAAUAUGAUUUUAAUAUAAAUUAACCAAUUAAAAUGCAUUUUAUAUAAACUUCUGGCAACAGCUGCAAUAUUUUCCAUGGUAUAUUGCAUACGUAUUUUAUCAUGCUUGCAGUUGGGAUGGGUACUGAACUCUCUCUUGUUAGUGACGUUCAGACACCAGAAAUUGAUCAAUAAACAAA
Mobula hypostoma (lesser devil ray) is the source of this 727-nucleotide messenger RNA. RefSeq names its product interleukin-8-like. The record is from RefSeq and is a predicted model, not a curated record. Gene Ontology annotation, biological process: chemotaxis; immune response; defense response. Gene Ontology annotation, cellular component: extracellular region. NCBI's taxonomy places the organism in Eukaryota, Metazoa, Chordata, Chondrichthyes, Myliobatiformes, Myliobatidae. Gene Ontology annotation, molecular function: chemokine activity. Bases 63 to 362 code for a protein of 99 amino acids. The transcript has 4 exons.